Leopardus geoffroyi (Geoffroy's cat) is the source of this 3649-nucleotide messenger RNA. RefSeq names its product tripartite motif containing 46 (gene TRIM46). The transcript is spliced from 10 exons. Gene Ontology annotation, molecular function: protein binding; zinc ion binding. Bases 648 to 2927 code for a protein of 759 amino acids. The record is from RefSeq and is a predicted model, not a curated record. Lineage: Eukaryota; Metazoa; Chordata; Mammalia; Carnivora; Felidae.
GCUCGCUUCCCCCCCACGUCUUCCCCGCGCUCCCUCUAGGCGCCUGGCCGCAGCGCCCCCUGCCGGCAGGGAGGAAAUAUUGCGUCCAGGAGGGGCCGUGGCCACCGCCCUGGUCCCCGGCCCUUCCCCGGCACCCCGAGCGUCUGCUGUCUCUCGGCGCAAGCUGCUGGGCCCGUGGCCCCUAGCCUCUAGCCCACGUGUGUCUUCUUUGCCAUUUAUGUCGUCUCCAGUGCCCGUUCCUCACACCUCCCUACGCCAUGAUCGCUGGCUAGACAUCUCCCGUGGACUCUUGCCCAAACCAAAAUCUGGUCCUCCCGUUCUGGAGCCCGUCUUUCUCUGAAACUCUCCUCCCGCUUUAUAUAAGUAAGACUACGGAGCCAACGAAGAAUGGCAACAUAAGAAAUGGCUCCCCCUCCAAUGCCAUUCCAUGUUACCCACCCCCCACCCCGUCUUCCGAGGACCACGUGGGGAGAACUAUUUCCCACCUCCUACCUCGACGGGCGCUGUUCGAGGCUGUCUCUGGAGCAUGCGCAGUGACAUCUCACCCCCACCCCUCCCCACACCCCCACCGGGCUCCCGCAUUAAGCCCGGGGUUCGCAGCCGCAGCCGGGAUCGGGCACCCGGGGGCGGGCGGGCAUGGUAAGGCCAUGGCUGAGGGUGAGGACAUGCAGACCUUCACUUCCAUCAUGGACGCGCUGGUCCGCAUCAGUACAAGCAUGAAGAACAUGGAGAGAGAGCUGCUGUGUCCGGUGUGUCAAGAGAUGUACAAGCAGCCACUGGUGCUGCCCUGUACCCACAACGUGUGCCAGGCCUGUGCCCGGGAGGUGCUGGGCCAGCAGGGCUACAUAGGCCACGGUGGGGACCCCAGCUCCGAGCCCACCUCUCCUGCCUCCACCCCUUCCACCCGGAGUCCCCGCCUCGGGCGCAGAACUCUCCCCAAGCCGGACCGCUUGGAUCGGCUGCUUAAGUCAGGCUUUGGGACGUACCCCGGGCGGAAGCGAGGCGCCCUGCACCCCCAGGUGAUCAUGUUCCCGUGCCCAGCCUGCCAGGGCGAUGUGGAUCUGGGGGAGCGGGGCCUGGCAGGGCUGUUCCGGAACCUGACCCUCGAGCGUGUGGUAGAGCGGUACCGCCAGAGUGUGAGUGUGGGCGGCGCCAUCCUGUGCCAGCUGUGCAAGCCCCCGCCACUAGAGGCCACCAAGGGCUGCACCGAGUGCCGAGCCACCUUUUGCAACGAGUGCUUCAAGCUCUUCCACCCCUGGGGCACCCAGAAGGCCCAGCACGAGCCCACGCUGCCCACCCUCUCCUUCCGCCCCAAGGGCCUGAUGUGCCCAGACCACAAGGAAGAGGUGACCCACUACUGCAAGACGUGCCAGCGGCUGGUGUGCCAGCUCUGCCGGGUGAGGCGCACCCACGGUGGGCACAAGAUCACACCGGUGCUCAGCGCCUACCAGGCUCUCAAGGACAAGCUGACAAAGAGCCUGACAUACAUCCUGGGAAACCAGGACACGGUACAGACCCAGAUCUGUGAGCUGGAGGAGACCGUGAGGCACACUGAGGUGAGUGGCCAGCAGGCCAAGGAGGAGGUGUCCCAGCUGGUGCGGGGGCUGGGGGCUGUGCUGGAGGAGAAGCGGGCAUCGCUGCUCCAGGCCAUUGAGGAGUGCCAGCAGGAGCGCCUGGCCCGUCUCGGCGCCCAGAUCCAGGAGCACCGGAGCCUACUGGAUGGCUCAGGCCUGGUGGGCUAUGCCCAGGAGGUUCUUAAGGAAACAGACCAGCCCUGCUUUGUGCAAGCAGCCAAGCAGCUGCACAACAGGAUUGCCCGGGCCACGGAGGCCCUGCAGACCUUCCGGCCGGCCGCCAGCUCCUCCUUCCGACACUGUCAGCUGGACGUGGGGCGUGAGAUGAAGCUGCUGACAGAGCUUAACUUCCUGCGAGUGCCCGAGGCUCCCGUCAUCGACACCCAGCGCACCUUCGCCUACGACCAGAUAUUCCUGUGCUGGCGACUGCCCCCCCACUCGCCACCCGCCUGGCACUACACCAUCGAGUUCCGGCGCACCGAUGUGCCCGCCCAGCCGGGCCCCACCCGCUGGCAGCGGCGGGAGGAGGUGAGGGGCACCAGCGCCCUGCUCGAGAACCCCGACACGGGCUCCGUGUACGUGCUGCGCGUGCGGGGCUGCAACAAGGCCGGCUAUGGCGAGUACAGCGAGGACGUGCACCUGCACACGCCCCCCGCACCCGUCCUCCACUUCUUCCUGGACGGCCGCUGGGGCACGAGCCGAGAGCGCCUGGCCAUCAGCAAGGACCAGCGAGCGGUGCGGAGUGUCCCGGGGCUGCCCCUGCUGCUGGCCGCUGAGCGGCUGCUCACCGGCUGCCACCUGAGCGUGGACGUGGUCCUGGGAGACGUGGCCGUGACCCAGGGCCGCAGCUACUGGGCCUGUGCCGUGGACCCAGCCUCCUACCUGGUCAAGGUGGGCGUCGGGCUGGAGAGCAAGCUUCAGGAGAGCUUCCAGGGAGCCCCCGACGUGGUCAGCCCCAGGUACGACCCGGACAGCGGACACGACAGCGGUGCCGAGGACGCCACCGUGGAGGCUUCGCCACCUUUCGCCUUCCUGACCAUCGGCAUGGGCAAGAUCCUGCUGGGGUCGGGGGCCAGCUCCAACGCGGGGCUGACGGGGCGGGACGGCCCCGCGGCCAGCUGCACCGUGCCCCUGCCGCCCCGCCUGGGCAUCUGCCUGGACUACGAGCGGGGCCGAGUUUCUUUCCUGGACGCCGUGUCCUUCCGCGGGCUCCUGGAGUGCCCCCUGGACUGCUCGGGGCCCGUGUGCCCUGCCUUCUGCUUCAUCGGGGGCGGUGCCGUCCAACUGCAGGAGCCCGUGGGCACCAAGCCUGAGAGGAAGGUCACCAUCGGGGGCUUUGCCAAGCUGGACUGACCCGGGCCCUGCCCCCCCCAGGCCUGCUGGAGCCGGCUUAUGCCUCCGGCAGCUUCCCCCUCACGCUCCUCCUGCCGUGCCCUCUGGCCCCUUACCCGAUGUCUGUGUAUUCCUGGGGCCUUCCCUCCACCAGGGGACUCUCCUCUGCUCACCUUUCUAGAUAUCCCUCAUUCCCUCCAGCCCCCGCCGAGUCUCUGCCCCACACCCUGCCCUUGGCAUCUUACCCGAGUCACGGAGGGGCCCCCUUCCCCAUCCCUGUCCCGUGCCUCUCCCCCGGCUGCCGGGGAGGGAAGGCAUCUGGAACUCUGGGCAUGAUCCCCAGUCUGCCCUCUGCACUCUGCCCUGCCCAGCUCCCUGCCCCGUCAGUCCUCAACUACAGCCUUGGGGCGGGCAGGCUUUUUUGGCCGGACACUGCCCAGGCGCUCCCUGGUGAGGGGAAGGGGGCCCCGUCAUCCUGCUUUAGUCGUUGGGGUCCCCACGCCCCUCGGCCGCAUGCCUGUAUCCCCUGUCUCCCUCUUGCAUGCUUUACCCCGUCCCACACCCACGCCAACGUGCCAAGUCUCCCGUGGGGCCCCAGCUGAGGUUGGGUGUCCCCCGUGGGUUGGGCUAGGCAAGGCCUCUGGGGUCCGCUGCUGCCCCCUGCAGUGGGCACUGCCCGGCCCGUGCCGAACAACAGCUGUUAUUUUCAUGGUUUAUAAACAAUAAACUGUGAUGCCGGCACA